Solea solea (common sole) is the source of this 5143-nucleotide messenger RNA. RefSeq names its product zinc finger, MYM-type 2 (gene zmym2). Lineage: Eukaryota; Metazoa; Chordata; Actinopteri; Pleuronectiformes; Soleidae. Bases 80 to 4810 code for a protein of 1576 amino acids. The record is from RefSeq and is a predicted model, not a curated record. Gene Ontology annotation, molecular function: zinc ion binding. The transcript has 26 exons.
AGAGAUGUAAAAAGUAGGAUCUUUUAUCGCGCGGACAACAACAACAACAACAACUUUGAAAAGACAACAAAAACAAACCAUGUCUUCUCGAAAGACGGGUGUCGUGUGUGCCGUUACGGGUUGCCAUAACAACUGGUACAAGCGAAAGUCUUUCCUGGAGCAGCAGUGUUACGACCACCGGCCGCAAACGCGACGAAAGUGUGGAUGUAAAGCCCCGUACGAACUUUAUCCUCCGCCGAAGAACGCGGCGACGCUGCGCCUGUGGCUGAAGGCGCUGAAUCUGAAGAAGCCGCCGAAGCGUCCGUACGUGUGCUCGUUUCACUUUGUAGAGAACAAACCCACGGAAGAUCAUCCUGUACCGGAGAAAUGGCUCGGAUAUGAAACAACGCAGGUGGUUGCCUUAGCGAUGGAUGGGGAGUCGGAACCAAACCCCGCUGUAUCGGAAGAGGCAGGGGAGCAGGUGGAACCCAUGGAUGCCACUCCCUCCCCCCAGCAGCAGACCACGCCCCCCUCAGAGGAGGCUGGGGAGGCAGUUUCCAUGGAAACAGAAGAUGGAGCCACAAAGGAGGGCGGCUCGGAGGACAAUGAUGAUGAUGUGGUUCUUGUAGGGGAGGAGGCUCCCCAGCCUUCUGCCACAAACCUCUCCCAGGACUUGGGCAGCGCAGACUGCCUGGAGCCGCUCACGGAUGUCGCACCCCUCGACAUGUCCACAGCGGCACCGCUCUCCGCAAGCCCCAGCCCUCCCGCGUCUUCCUGCGCGUCCACGGUGGAGACGCCCCCGAAACCUCCAGCCACAGUGGUGGAGCCCAUCGUCAUUGACGAUGAGGAGGACCCCGAGCAGAGAGAUGCCUCCCCCUCCUCUCCGGCGCCCCCCGAAGGCUCCCCCGCGCCGCUCUCGCCAAGCGUGCUCAGCAGCACUGAGCCAGAUUCGGAGAUCAGGAUCGCCAGCGUCACCACGCUGGGCUCCGAUGGCCAGAAAGGAGACGGGUCUGCCCCAAACACUCCGCCACAUCCAGUGGAUGUCCAGGAGGACAUGAACCUCAUGAUAACCUCGGUGACGUCGCUGCAGGGAGACGCGACGUCCUUCACAGUGACAGGUGAAGGCCAGGCAGAAGAGAACGGCCUGCAGAUAAGCAACACCUUCAGCCUGAAUCCCGACACCCCAUCUGGUCGACCGCCAGCCUCCUUCAACCCUGGGCGGGGCUCGGGCCCCAUGGGCCAGCUGGUACAGAAUGGAGAUACGGGGACUCACAACAGAGCAGAUUCGUGGAUCUCCCAGUCGGCCUCAGUCCCCCGCAACCAAAAACAGAUAGGCGUGGAUUCUCCGUCGCCCGCUUCGUCGCUACCCAAACCUCCAGGCCAGUCUUCCUCAUCCACAUCAUCCUCAGGCUCCCAGCCUCAGCCCAGGACGGUCAAGGUGACGUGCGCCAACUGCAAGAAGCCUUUGAAGAAGGGCCAGACGGCGUACCAGCGCAAGGGCUCCACACACCUGUUCUGCUCCACCACCUGUCUCUCUGCCUUCUCACACAAACCCGCCCCCAAGAAGAGCUGCACCAUGUGCAAAAAGGACAUCACGAACAUGAAGGGUACUAUCGUGGCCCAGGUGGACUCCAGCGAGGCCUUCCAGGAGUUCUGCAGCACGGGCUGCCUGGGCGCGUACGAGAACAAGCAGAACCCGUCCAAAUCAGGCCUUAAAACCAAAUGUACUGUCUGCGGGAAACUCACAGAGGUGCUGCUGCAGCCGUCACCUAGCAACCAAGACGAUCUGCGUUUGAGAAUCCGGCACGAGGUUAGCUUUAAGACGGUGACCCACAAGAUCUGCAGCGACACGUGUUUCAACGUUUACCGCCGCGCCAACGGGCUGAUCAUGAACUGCUGCGAACAGUGCGGCGACUACCUGCCCAGCCGAGCGUCGGCCAACCACUUUCUCCUCGUCGACGGACAACAGAAGAGAUUCUGCUGCCACACCUGCAUCAGGGAGUUCAAGCAGGCUCACAGUAAACUUGCGACCUGCACGUCCUGCAAAACGCUGAUCAAGACGGGCGAGGUUCUCCACAGCAUCGGCGCGAGCGGCACCAUGGGCGCGUACUGCUCCAUCAACUGCAUGAACAAGGUCAAAGUGACGUCCAGCUCCUUCAUCACAGAUGCAGAGCCCUCGUGUCACUUCUGUAAAAGGAACUCAUUACCGCAGUAUCAGGCCACGCUGCCAGAGGGAAACAUCCUCAACUUCUGCAGCUCGCAGUGUGUCACCAAGUUCCAGAAUGCUACUCUUCAAACGACCACUAACGGUCAGACGCCCGUGUCCACGACGAACACCACGGUCCAGCUGAAAUGUAACUACUGUCGAGCGACGUUCAGUCUGAAGCCUGAAACUCUGGAUUGGGAGGACAAAGUCUACCAGUUCUGCAGUAAGACGUGCUGCGAGGACUACAAGAAGCUCCACUGCAUCGUCACGUUCUGCGAGUACUGCCAAGAGGAGAAGACGCUACACGAGACAGUCAAGUUCUCCGGAGUCAAGAAGCCUUUCUGCAGCGAAGGCUGUAAACUUUUAUACAAGCAGGAUUUCAUCAAGCGUCUGGGUCUGAAGUGCGUCAGCUGCAACCACUGCAGUCAGCUCUGCAAGAGAGCCGUGACUCGGCAGCUCGGCGGCAUGACGCGGGACUUCUGCGGCGAGGCGUGUGCCAAGAAGUUCCACGACUGGUACUACAAGGCGGCGCGGUGCGACUGCUGUAAGGUGCAGGGACACCUGACGGAGUCGGUGAUGUGGAGAAUGGAGGUGAAGCAGUUCUGUGACCAGGAGUGUUUGCUGAAGUUCUACCUGCAGCAGAACGAGCCCAUCAUGGUCACGCAGAAAGGCCCCGAGAACUCCAGCCUGGGCCUCGACGUGCAAGGAACCAAACUUGGGCUGGUGAACCAGGGCACUAUGGCGUACACCGGCAGUCGAGGUCUGAUGAGAGACGUCAAGAACAAGGCGGUGCUCUGCAAACCGCUCACGCUCACCAAGGCCACGUACUGCAAGCCGCACAUGCAGAGCAAACACUUACAGACAGAUGUAGACGAUGGUGUGAAGAGGGAGUAUAUUCCUGUACCUAUACCUGUGCCUGUCUUCAUCCCCGUACCCAUGUGCAUGUAUUCCCAGGUCACUCCCACUCCACUCUCUCUGCCCAUACCGAUUCCUGUGCCUGUCUUCCUGCCCACCACCCUCCAGGGGGCGGAGCAGAUCAUCCAGACCAUCAAUGAACUGAAAAACAAGGCGGCGACCUCUGAACCUGUAGAGGCCGACGUGACCCCUGUGGCUGAGGAGAAGGUCACAGAGGACCAGAAACCAGAUCCGAAGCUGGUGAAGGUGAAGAGGGAGCGUGAGGAGGAGGAGGAGGAGGGUGAGUCGUCCACAGGCAGCAGCAGCUCUGAUAAGGAAGAAGAGGAGGAGAAGGAAGAGGAGGAGGAGGAGGAAGAUGACAAGUAUGAGCCAGACCUGGAUCUGGAGGCCGACUUCCCUCAAGACUCAGACCCUGUUCCUGCUCUAGAGGGAACGGACGAGGACAUGGGUUUGUCUCUACCUCCAGUCCUGACAGAGGAGAAGAUGGAGGAAGAGGAGAAGACAGAGAAGGAAGAGGAGAAGACGGAGAAGGAAGAGGAGGAGGAGGAGGAGGAGAAGGAGGAGACGCCGCCUCGACCUCAGCCCAGGAGACAAGGAAGUAAGAGGCGGGCGGUGGAGGAGAGCACAGAUGCAGCCACGUCCCCGUCUUCCUCUCAUCCGGCGGGCAGACACUCGGGAGGACGCUCGCUGCCCCUCAAAGCUCGCUACGGCAUCAACGCCUGGAAGCGCUGGGCUCUGUCUCACUCUGAACACACACACGACACCAAAGUUAAAAGCGAGUCCAAACAAAACGUAAAGAAAGCGCGGUCUAAAAGCAACCUCCUGUCGCUGAGUUCAGACGAGCUGAACGCGGCGCUGUCGCGGUUCGUCAGGGAAGUCUGUCGGCCCGGCGGGGAGCGCUACUCUGCAGACAGCAUCCUCUACCUCUGUCUGGGGAUCCAGCAGCAUCUCCACGCCAAAGGCCGCACGGAUGACCUGUUCAGCGACGUGUGCUACCAGCAGUUUGGAGAGGAGCUGAAUAAAGUGUUGAAGGACUGGCAGCCCAGUGUGCUUCCUGAUGGCUCUCUGUGGGCGCGGGUGGAGGAGCGCAGCCUGUGGAGCAGCGGUCAACUCGGCGAGCAGAGUCCCGCGGCUCUGCUGCGCUCGCUCGUUUACCUCAACACCAAACACUUUGGCGCGCGCACCGUGGAGCAGCACCUGCGCCUCUCCUUCGCCAACGUCUACGGCCCCGACACCGUGCAUCCGGUCACCAAGGAGACCGACGUCUGCAUCCGCGUGCCUUCCAUUUCUCAGGAUCAACACGUAGAAACAAAGUCAAAGAAGAGGAAGCGUAAAUCAGACGAGGGAAACCAGGACGACGAUCCAGACGACGACUCGGGAGACGCAGGAGACGCGGUCGCUCGCUGCCCGCUCAACAAACACGAGUGUCGUCUGUACGACCUCUACAGAGCCAAGUGCCCGACGUCUCUGCGGCAGCGUCUAGACGUCUUCUACGUUCAGCCGGAUCGGGCGUCCGGUGCAGACGAGCCGCUGUGGUUCACGUCGCAGCCGCUGGAGCGGCGGAUCCUGGAGAGCCUCCUCACCAGAGUCCUCCUGGUCAGGGACAUUUACACAGACAAGCCACGCCCACAGGAGGAGGAGGGGGAGGAGGAAGAUGACAAGGAGGUGGCGGAGGAGAAGAAGGAGGAAGAGGACGGAGGUGAAGCGUAGCAGCCACUUGGGAUUUUUUUUGUUCGUUAGUAGACCCUGAACAGUCGGCACAGGAGCUUUAGCUGUUAGUUUGUGUGCUCCUCCUCCUCCUCUUCGUCGUCCUCCUUCCUGUCGUAGCACCUCCUCCUCGCUGAGUUUCCUCCUGGUGAGGGAAACGGCAGCGUAGACUGAGUCACACACGGAGGAGAAGGAAGACAAAAACUCUCCAGUCAUGAAAUAGAACGGCACAAAUGUCCUAAUGUGAGGGAGAAGCUGGGAUUAAAUGUGGAAUCUGAUGAGACACAAAUAAAAGGAGGUGAAGCUGUAAUCUGUCGACACUCAAUCCGAGUUUAA